Colletotrichum lupini is the source of this 828-nucleotide messenger RNA. RefSeq lists its product as uncharacterized. Bases 1 to 828 code for a protein of 275 amino acids. The transcript has a single exon. The record is from RefSeq and is a predicted model, not a curated record. Lineage: Eukaryota; Fungi; Ascomycota; Sordariomycetes; Glomerellales; Glomerellaceae.
AUGCUUCCACCCGGUAGUCCAGGCCGUAAGAUCCUCAGAUUUCUCUUCGGCAUCAACGAUAGGAUCUACAAUCUCAUGUUCUUCCAUGACAAAGGCAUCCCAACGGAACAUGUCGACCAUACUCUGGUUACGAUUAUGUUGGGUGACGAAAGCGGAGCAGGAGGCCAUCAGCCUCAGAUGGAACCAUACGACGACCUCAACGCGCGAGCCUUGAGCUUUCAUCUCAUCGACAUGCUUGGAACACCAGAUAAAGUCGAAAUGUACAAGGGAUACCUGUGUAAUAGCACUCCUCGUUUCUCGUUCUGGUAUCAACUUCGGCCAGGGGCAAACCUUCCACAUUUCAAGCCUCCCUUGGAGUACAAGCGGGACGCAAUCACCGGACAAGAAGGCCGGGACAAGCACACACAACGUGAAGUUGACAAGGUCAAGUGGGACAAGAUGGCCGACCAUGACCCGCGGCCUAUUGUAACACGUUCUUUGACGGAGUCUGAGCGAAAGGCCAAGAGACAGAAGUUGGCCAAGAGACGAGGCACAAACCCUGACAUCACUCAUCUCAUCGUCACCCGCGCUGAGGAACAUGCAGCGUCGUCGGUUUGCAACAGUACAACGUCUUACGGCCACGAUAUUGUAUCCCUUUACGAGAAAACUUACUGCGAUAUAACCGUUAAGAGACUCCACAACCUUUGUGACAACGUUUUGAAGGAGAACUGUUUUGACGUGCAACGAAGGACUCUGAUAGGACAUGGUGGAAUCAAUGCUCAUGGCGAAAUAUCUGCAGUCGGUAUCUCUCAGAAGCGAUAUAAAACGGCAGCCUACUGGGAAGAAUGA